AUGGCAAUCCUCACGAAGCUGAAGGCCAGUUCCUCUGAUGUAGAGGCAUUAGAGAAUGAACCUCCAGUGCUGACCAAGGAGCUUAAUGCCUUAGUUCAAAAGAAGUUGCGUCAGAAGCUACCGGAUCCCAGAAGCUUCCUUAUUCCCUGUACUAUAGGGACAAUAACCUUUGAGAAGAGGCUGGAAAUUCUAGAGGUCCAGCCUGCUAGGAUCUCAUUGGAGAUGGCAGACAAGUCCCUAAAAAGAGCAUAUGGCAUAGUGGAGGACGUCCUGGUGAAGGUUGAAGACUUUUACCUGCUUGCAAAUUUCGUGAUCUUAGACACAGGGGAGGAUAGAGACGAAUCCAUCAUCCUACGAAGGCCUUUUCUAGCCACUGCUAAGGCCUUCAUAAAUAUUGAAAAAGGAGAACUAGUUCUGCAACUAUGGAAGGAUUGCAUCCUAUUCAAGAUCCCCAAUCUUCAGUCUCCCUCAAACAAAGGAGGUACCAUAGUACAGCACUUGGUAUUCUAA
Molecule: messenger RNA, 510 nt
Organism: Arachis duranensis
Lineage: Eukaryota; Viridiplantae; Streptophyta; Magnoliopsida; Fabales; Fabaceae
Exons: 2
Coding region: 1-510 (169 amino acids)
Source: RefSeq, a predicted model, not a curated record